GUGUGUGUGUGUGUGUGUCUGCACCAUCCCCGCAGCCUCCACCACUCCAGCGCGCCGCCGCUGCGGGCUCUUGCGGGGAUCGAGCAGCUCAUCGCGGCGGAGCUCCGCUCGCCUCCCCGGGCCUCAGUCUGGACCUCGGCCGGAGCUCCGCGCUCCUGCGCCGGGCUGCGUGUGCGGGAGGAGGCGGCAUGCGGGGCGCUGCGCGCGGCAGUCGUUGAGGUUAAACCCUCCGUCCUAAAACGUCGCGUCGCGUGACUAUUUAUUUCGUUUGGCGGCGUUUGGGCCGGACGGGAGCGGGGCUCGGCGGCGGGACAUGCGGGCAGCGUGUGCGGAAGCCCCGGGUGUGACUGCAGGUGGAUGGCCCGCCUGACGCUCCCCGCCGCCGCCGCAGCAGCAGCCGCCGCUCCGCCUCCAGCCGGAGCCGCACACUGAGCACCGAGCCCCGCACCGCCCCGCGCCGAGCCGAGCCGAGCCGAGCCCAGCCAUGCUGCCCGGGGUGGGGGUGUUCGGCACCGGCCUGACCGCCCGGGUCAUCGUGCCGCUGCUGAAGAACGAGGGCUUCGCCGUGAAGGCGCUGUGGGGCCGCACGCAGGAGGAGGCGGAGGAGCUGGCCCAGGAGAUGAACGUGCCCUUCUACACCAACCGGAUCGACGACGUGCUGCUGCACCAGGACGUGGACCUGGUCUGCAUCAACCUGCCGCCGCCCCUCACGCGCCAGAUCGCCGUCAAGACGCUGGGUAUCGGCAAGAACGUGAUCUGCGACCGGACCGCCACGCCCCUGGAUGCCUUUCGAAUGAUGUCAGCGGCCCAGUACUACCCCAAGCUGCUGAGCAUCAUGGGAAAUGUGCUGCGCUUCCUGCCGGCUUUUGUCCGAAUGAAGGAGCUGCUGGAGGAAGGAUACGUCGGAGAGCUUCUGGUCUGUGAGGCUCAGGUCCACGGCGGCAGCCUCCUGGGGAAGAAGUACAACUGGAGCUGCGACGACCUGAUGGGGGGCGGCGGCCUGCACUCGGUGGGCAGCUACAUCAUCGACCUGCUGACCUUCCUGACGGGCCAGCGCGCCGCCAAGGUCCACGGCUUCCUCAAGACCUUCGUCAAGCAGACGGACCACAUCCGGGGGAUCCGCCAGAUCACCAGCGACGACUUCUGCACCUUCCAGAUGGUUCUGGAAGGAGGCGCCUGCUGCACCGUCACGCUCAACUUCAACGUCCCCGGCGAGUUCCGGCAGGAGGUGAUCGUGGUGGGGACGGUCGGCCGGCUGACGGUGACGGGGACGGACCUGUACGGCCAGAAGAACGGCGGCGGCGGCGGUCCGGAGCUGCUGCUGAAAGACGCCACGCCGCUGGAGAAGGCCUCGCUACCGGAGAAGGCCUUCAGCGACAUUCCCUCGCCGUACCUCACCGGCACCAUCCGCAUGGUCCAGGCGGUGCGGCAGGCGUUCCAGGACCAGGACGACCGCCGCACCUGGGACGGCCGUCCCCUCACCAUGGCGGCCACCUUCGAGGACUGCCUGUACGCGCUGUGCGUGGUGGACGCCAUCAAGAAGUCCAACCAGUGCGGCGAGUGGCAGAACAUCGUGGUGAUGACGGAGGAGCCGGAGGUCAGCCCCGCCUACCUGAUCAGCGAGGCCAUGCGGCGCAGCAGGAUGUCGCUCUACUGUUAGCGUCCGGCGGACGCCGGUCCUGAUCCGGUUUGAUCCGGUCCGCCGGGUUCCUGGAAACGCACUGUGACGAACUAUCUAUUUAUUGGGACGUCUUUUGAGUCCGCUGGAGAGAAAAGUGGCGACGUGACGUGGAGACGUAUCACCAGAUCUGGUCGGUUCGCUUCCAGUGUCCCCAUUUCUCAAACGGACACCGAGACCGGCGUCUCCUGGGACUCGCUCUCAUGAUGCUGGACUCCGAAGGACUCGCUAGUUCUACCAAGUGAAUGUUAAACCGAUCAAACGGCGGCGGUCUGGCUGCCCUGCGCUUCUGUCCCACUCCACAGGAAAUCAAUCGAUUGGCUGCCGGGGCUUUCCCACCGCGCCGACAACAGCCUCUCGCGGGUGUUUGUAGUGAAACCGUCUACUGAGCAUGUGCAGAACCGUCGAGCGUCAGCGUUUUCCCUUCGGACCGCUGAAAACGGCGACUCGUCCUCGAGCGGUCCAACGCCGCUUUAGUCUCCCCUGCUGUGUCCGUGCCGCCAAGUCCAUUUAUUUAUGAUUCUGCUUCAGGUUUCAGAGCCGUGCCGGAUCCGGGUCCAGACUUUAAAUACAGCUGAGAAAUCGUGUCAGUGACCCUGACGUCUGGACCGGUCCGGUCCGGUCCGGUCAGGACCUGUUCUCGUCCAGAACCCGUCUGGAGUUCUGCUCCUCCCUUCUUCAGCCACAUCCGCCGGAAAACGCCAGUUUAAAGCGACUUUUCCUGAUUUCUCGUUUCUCUGAGCAGCAGUGUGAGAAACCGUCUGAUCCCUGCUUUUAUUUUGAAAUACACUUUUUAAUUUAUUUACCUCCCAGGAUUCUUUUGUUCUGUCUCCAAUAACAGUUUGUAAAUGUAAAAAAUUAAACUAAAUCCAAAACAAAAGUCUAAAAAAGGACAGUUCACAAUAUCUUUAACAUCUUCAAAAAAAAAGUUACAUUUAAGAAUAAAAAUGAAUAAAAUGACUAAGCUAGUUUCAAUGGAUAAAUGUAAGAAUAAAUUCAAAAAAUAUAAUAAAAUUGACAUUUUCUGAUAAUUAUCAAAGCUCAGCCAUAAAUGUCGACCUUUGACCUAAAUCAACCAGUUUAAGAGUUACAAAAUAAAAGUGAAGUAGCAGCUCAAGAACAUUUAAUCCAAAUUUAUUUCACUGAAUGUCUAAAUAUCACGGAAAUGAUUCACUAAAUACAGUAAAUGGUCAUUUUUACUCACAUUAAUUCAGCUAGUUAGCAGAUGGGGGAAACGUUUAGCAGUUAGCUUCAGCUAGCUAACAGAUGGCGUUAAGCGUUUGGCAGUUAAACCAUUGAAAUUUUUUUUUAAAAAUCAGGACUAAACGUCAGAUUUCCUUAUUGGUUUAAAGUUCAGGUAGAAAGAUGAAACGCGCCGUUGCUGCGUGAAGCUGGAGUUGAAACAUUAGCUUUAGCGUACGCUAGCUAGCGGCUGGAGAGCGUUGACUGGGGAAUACUUCAGCUAAUAACUCCCGUUUUCUCCAGGAAAACAGAAUUAUUUCCACCCUGAAGGUGUGUGAGUGCCGGCAGCAGCUGGAUGAAGGUCAGAGAGACGUUUUCGUUGGUGGUUUUUUUUUUCCCGAAACAGUUUUAAAAAAGUUCCACCGUUAGCAUGAUUCAGUCCGACACCUCUGGAGCCAAAAGAUUGAUUUUCCUGCUGUGCUUGUCCUUUCUGCUGAAAUGCUCUUUCCGUAACGACUACUGAAAAUGUACAGAAGAAAAUAUUCUAUCGCAGCUGUGUGCGUCUGUCUGCAGAAAUAAGAGUCCUGUAUGUAUUUUAUUGUGAAAAACCAGGGAGCUGGACGUGUCGAGGUAUUUAUUCUGUGUUUUCUUGCCGUUGACGUGUUGCGCGGAAUCGACCGAGGCCUUCUGCAGCGUCCGGCCGCCGAUUCCACCAGACGCCGGCUGGACGUUUGUCUUUUAUUGUGAAAAGCUUUACGAUGCAAACUGUUAAAAACCAACACAUCCUGCA
This is a messenger RNA of Salarias fasciatus (jewelled blenny), 3650 nucleotides long. It is a transcript of the gene gfod1, whose product is annotated as glucose-fructose oxidoreductase domain containing 1. Gene Ontology annotation, molecular function: nucleotide binding. The transcript is spliced from 3 exons. Bases 485 to 1660 code for a protein of 391 amino acids. The record is from RefSeq and is a predicted model, not a curated record. Lineage: Eukaryota; Metazoa; Chordata; Actinopteri; Blenniiformes; Blenniidae.